GACUGAAUAACGAACGGGGCUAGCCGAACAAGUAAUUACUGACAUCCGCAGGAUUGACAUCAACGGUCCGUAAUCCGCAAGAUUGCCAGGACUGUUACAAGUUCAAAUACCUAGAUCAUGGUGGUGCUAUCCUUUCACAGGGUUUCGCAGCCAACCGGUCCUGCCGGUGGUUUCCUGGUGCCAGGUGCUGCUGCUCAUCUCCCACUUGUUCGUUCCGUCAGCCACCAGUUCUCCGUGGAGAGUUGUUCAGCAAUGAGAGGCCAUGUCCACUUUUAUUGGGCACCCCUAUCCCUCUGUUAGGUAGGUAGGAUUGUUGCCGGUGUGGGCCCGCCAGG
Messenger RNA from Aspergillus welwitschiae, 335 nucleotides. RefSeq lists its product as uncharacterized. The record is from RefSeq and is a predicted model, not a curated record. The transcript has a single exon. The coding region runs from base 118 to 300 and encodes 60 amino acids. Lineage: Eukaryota; Fungi; Ascomycota; Eurotiomycetes; Eurotiales; Aspergillaceae.